GUCCUGGGCGUGUCGUCAGCGCGCUGUCUGUCGCUGGGAGUUUCGGACGGCUGCGUCCCAGUAGUCUUCGUGACUCGGUUCCGUUUCGCCUGUUGUUAGAAGCGCCGUUUUAGAAGGGCGAAUUCGAGCGUUGCUGGCGGUUUCCUCGAUUGAGAGCGACACCACGUUUUUAAUUCAGCAUUCCGAUUCUCUUGACACUGCAGCGGCGCUUCUGAAGACAUGAGCGUGGAGGCAUACGGGCCGAGCUCGCAGACCCUCACUUUCUUGGACACGGAAGAAGCGGAGCUACUUGGCGCCGACACCCAGGGCUCGGAGUUCGAAUUCACGGACUUCACAUUGCCCAGCCAGACACAGACACAAGGCCAAACUCAGAGUCAGCUCGACGGCCAGGUAAAUGGCCCAGAUGGUGUUCUGCAGAAUGGUUCAGUGGAUGAUGGUGUGGCCAAAGCUAGUCAGUUACUCGCUGAGCUGAAUUUUGAGGAAGAUGAAGAGGACACCUACUAUACCAAGGAUCUCCCAGUGCAUGCCUGCAGCUACUGUGGCAUCCAUGACCCAGCUUGUGUCGUGUACUGCAACACCAGUAAGAAAUGGUUUUGUAAUGGGCGUGGUAAUACAUCAGGAAGCCACAUUGUGAAUCAUCUUGUGCGAGCAAAGUGUAAGGAGGUGACUCUACAUAAAGAUGGACCACUGGGAGAGACUGUACUUGAGUGCUACAAUUGUGGUUGCCGCAAUGUUUUUUUGCUAGGUUUCAUCCCUGCCAAGGCUGACUCUGUAGUUGUUCUGCUGUGCAGGCAACCCUGCGCUAGUCAAAGCAGCUUAAAAGAUAUUAACUGGGACAGCUCGCAGUGGCAGCCCUUGAUCCAGGACCGGUGCUUUCUUUCAUGGUUGGUCAAGAUCCCAUCUGAGCAAGAGCAAUUGAGGGCUCGGCAGAUCACUGCCCAACAGAUUAAUAAACUGGAAGAGUUGUGGAAGGAGAACCCAUCUGCCACUCUGGAAGACCUAGAGAAGCCAGGAGUGGAUGAGGAACCACAGCAUGUUUUACUGCGUUAUGAAGAUGCCUAUCAGUAUCAAAAUAUUUUUGGGCCAUUGGUGAAGCUUGAGGCAGACUAUGAUAAAAAGCUCAAGGAGUCUCAGACACAGGACAACAUUACCGUACGAUGGGAUCUGGGACUGAACAAGAAGAGAAUUGCUUACUUCACAUUGCCCAAAACUGAUUCAGAUAUGCGUCUCAUGCAGGGUGAUGAGAUCUGUCUACGCUAUAAAGGAGACCUGGCUCCACUAUGGAAAGGAAUUGGACAUGUCAUCAAAGUUCCAGACAAUUAUGGGGAUGAGAUUGCAAUUGAACUGAGGAGCAGUGUGGGUGCACCUGUUGAAGUGCCACAUAAUUUCCAGGUUGACUUUGUGUGGAAAUCGACAUCUUUCGAUAGAAUGCAGAGUGCUCUGAAGACAUUUGCAGUAGAUGAGACAUCAGUGUCAGGGUAUAUUUACCAUAAAUUGCUGGGACAUGAAGUGGAGGAUGUCAUCAUCAAGUGUCAGUUGCCAAAGCGCUUCACCGCACAGGGAUUACCAGAUCUCAAUCACUCUCAGGUUUAUGCUGUCAAGACAGUCCUGCAGAGACCCCUCAGUCUCAUCCAAGGACCUCCUGGAACUGGCAAGACUGUCACAUCGGCCACCAUAGUCUAUCAUCUGGCACGACAAGGCAAUGGGCCAGUUCUGGUGUGUGCACCCAGCAACAUUGCUGUGGAUCAGCUAACUGAGAAGAUUCAUCAGACCGGGCUUAAGGUUGUACGUCUUUGUGCCAAGAGCCGUGAGGCCAUUGACUCUCCUGUGUCCUUCCUGGCCCUUCACAACCAAAUCCGUAAUAUGGAUAGCAUGCCAGAGCUUCAGAAACUGCAACAGCUUAAGGAUGAAACAGGUGAGCUGUCGUCGGCAGAUGAGAAGCGCUACCGAGCCCUGAAGCGUACAGCAGAGAGAGAGCUACUUAUGAAUGCUGAUGUAAUCUGCUGUACCUGUGUUGGUGCUGGGGAUCCCCGCCUAGCAAAGAUGCAGUUUCGUUCUAUUCUUAUCGAUGAGAGUACACAAGCAACAGAACCAGAGUGCAUGGUGCCUGUUGUACUUGGGGCCAAACAGCUUAUCCUUGUGGGUGACCAUUGUCAGCUGGGACCUGUUGUAAUGUGCAAAAAGGCAGCCAAGGCUGGCUUAUCGCAGUCCUUGUUUGAGCGCCUAGUUGUCCUUGGCAUUCGUCCUAUUCGCCUUCAGGUGCAAUACCGUAUGCAUCCUGCCCUCAGCGCCUUUCCCUCCAACAUAUUCUAUGAAGGUUCACUGCAAAAUGGAGUCACAGCAGCUGACCGUGUUAAGAAGGGCUUUGACUUUCAGUGGCCACAGCCAGACAAGCCUAUGUUCUUUUAUGUCACCCAGGGUCAGGAGGAGAUUGCAAGCUCAGGAACAUCAUACUUGAACAGGACUGAGGCUGCUAAUGUAGAAAAGAUAACCACGAAGCUUUUAAAGGCCGGAGCCAAGCCUGACCAAAUUGGUAUCAUUACACCCUAUGAAGGCCAGCGCUCCUACCUGGUGCAGUACAUGCAAUUUAGUGGCUCCUUGCACACAAAGCUCUAUCAGGAGGUAGAGAUUGCUAGUGUUGAUGCCUUUCAGGGUCGAGAAAAGGAUUUUAUAAUUUUGUCAUGUGUCCGAGCAAAUGAACAUCAAGGCAUUGGAUUUUUAAAUGACCCUAGACGACUAAAUGUAGCCCUUACCAGGGCAAGGUAUGGUGUGAUAAUUGUAGGCAACCCCAAGGCUCUAUCUAAGCAACCGCUGUGGAACCACCUUUUGAACUAUUACAAGGAACAGAAGGUGCUGGUGGAAGGUCCCCUAAACAAUCUUCGUGAGAGCCUCAUGCAGUUCAGCAAACCCCGCAAACUAGUUAACACUAUCAACCCCGGGGCACGCUUUAUGAGCACUGCCAUGUAUGAUGCCAGAGAAGCACUUAUCCCAGGAUCAGUUUAUGACAGAAGUAGCCAGGGGCGUCCUUCAAACAUGUAUUUUCAAACACACGAUCAGAUUGGAAUGAUUGGAGCUGGACCCAGCCAUGUUGCAGCAAUGAACAUCCCCAUUCCAUUCAAUCUGAUGAUGCCACCAAUGCCUCCACCUGGGUACUUUGGGCCAGCUAAUGGUCCAGCAGUAGGAAGAGGUGCUAUGAAGGGGAAAGCUGGCCGUGGAGGACGGCAGAGUCGCCGUGGACUUGGGAAUCAGGGUGCUGGUCAGUCCAACCUCCCUAACAGUCAGGCUAGCCAGGAUGUUGCUUCACAACCUUUCUCACAGGCUCCUUUGACCCAGGGAUACAUCUCAAUGAGCCAGCCCUCACAAAUGAGCCAGCCAGGGCUCUCCCAACCUGAGCUGUCACAGGACAGUUACCUGGGUGAUGAAUUCAAGUCCCAGAUUGAUGUGGCUUUGUCACAGGACUCGACUUAUCAGGGUGAACGAGCAUACCAACAUGGCGGGGUGACCGGACUGUCACAGUACUAGAGUUUUGUGGGAAGAGGAGCUAAGCUUGAGAUGGGCUUAGUUCGUCAGUAUUUUAAUCUGGGUUAUUAAAAAAAAAACAAAAAACGGAUACCUGUUUUCCACUGCUACAACUGAAGCACCACUGUGUGAAAGCAACAGGAGAGAGAGAGAGA
Messenger RNA from Erpetoichthys calabaricus (reedfish), 3674 nucleotides. RefSeq names its product UPF1 RNA helicase and ATPase (gene upf1). NCBI's taxonomy places the organism in Eukaryota, Metazoa, Chordata, Cladistia, Polypteriformes, Polypteridae. The record is from RefSeq and is a predicted model, not a curated record. Bases 220 to 3522 code for a protein of 1100 amino acids. Gene Ontology annotation, molecular function: RNA helicase activity; DNA binding; ATP binding. The transcript is spliced from 24 exons. Gene Ontology annotation, biological process: nuclear-transcribed mRNA catabolic process, nonsense-mediated decay. Gene Ontology annotation, cellular component: cytoplasm.